AUGUGGAUUGGCAACCAUCUGUCGACCACAUCAUUUCAUAAGGACCACUAUGAAAAUCUCUACGCUGUGGUGACAGGCCAGAAGCAUUUCCUGCUCCUUCCUCCCACUGAUGUGCAUCGUAUGUACAUCCGCAUGUACCCAGCUGCCCAAUAUUCAUAUUCUCAUGCCACCGGUGAGUUCACAUUGGAACUAGAGAAGCCAGAUAGAUAUGUGCCGUGGUGCAGUGUCGAUCCUUACCCUUCUCCUGAGGACAGAGAUAAGCAGCUCUCCAACUUUCCUUUGUAUUUUGAUGGUCCUAAGCCUUUUAGCUGUACUCUCAACCCUGGAGAUAUUCUAUACUUGCCAAGUAUGUGGUUUCAUCACGUUAGACAAAGUCCAGAUAGCAGAGGACGCACUAUUGCUGUGAACUACUGGUAUGAUAUGCAGUUUGAUAUCAAGUAUGCUUACUUCAACUUCUUGCAAUCAAUUCAUUGCCUAUCAAUUAAAACUCCAACACUACCCGUGACAGUGCAUGAGGAUUUAGAUUCUGAUGCUUAG
Messenger RNA from Prunus armeniaca (apricot), 537 nucleotides. Lineage: Eukaryota; Viridiplantae; Streptophyta; Magnoliopsida; Rosales; Rosaceae. The record is from the annotation of a GenBank genome assembly.